UUUCCAAAGCUACGUCAUAAGUUUUGAAAACAAACUGUACUUUGUUUUCAAAUCAAUGUUUAACUCAGUAGUUACACACUUGACUUAAAAUGGCAACCACUAUUUUUAUUUUCUUAUUGGAUUACAUACCGGGUUUUGAAACUGCUUUUAAUUCAAGUCUCCAGAACUUGAAUGAGAAUAUUACAAUCGAUAUUUGUGAUUCACGUAUAUCUGAAGUUUUAUUGAACGAAAUACUUAAAAUUGAAGAAUUCAAUGGCGUAUACAGAUAUUUAUACAUAUCACCAAAUUACAUUGAUAAAUUAAGCCCAAUUAAAGCUUUAUUUCAUUUAAAUAGUUCAGCCGAUGGUUUCAAUUACCAGAUGGGUAUUUCAGAUUUGAAUAAUUUUCGUACUAAAAUAUCUCGAGAAUAUUUUCCCGCACAGGCGCCAUUUUUGGUUGCCAUAUUUGAAACCCUCUCAAAUAUUACCGCGCAAACAUGUGGUGGAGUGCUUUUGGCCAAAAAUUGGGUACUUACUGCAUCUACUUGUAUUAAUAUGUUGCCGAAUCUGUAUAGAAAUGGGUCGGCUACUAGUAGAAGUUAUCAUACGGUUAUCGCAAAUUCGACCAACCCUCUAUCUGACGGUUCUGUACACAACGUGACAGACGUGGUCUUUUAUCCAAAAAAGCUCGUGCUCUUAGCAUUGAUGAGAAUUAACCCAAGCAUUGAAGUUAAACCAUUGCAAUUGUAUAAAAGUAACUUUAUGGAUAACUUAGAAACUAUGGUCUACGGAUGGUCUGUUUACAAGAAUGAAAAUGGGAGUGAUGUAAUGGAAACGAGUAUUGUCGAAUCAACAGCCCAUAAAUGCGACGCAAACCAUGCUAUUAGAGGAACACAUUCGUUGAUAUGUUUGGUCGCCAAAAAGUCUAAAAAUGUAAACAAGAUGAAUUCCGGUGGUCCUGUGCUGGUUUUACGUCACAAGAAAGUGUAUCUCUUGGGUAUUGCAGUCGUCGAUCGCAUCUCUGCCGUUGUUCCUAUUAACCACUAUUAUGGUUGGGUCAAUUAUAUUUUAAAACAAUAUUGCAUUUUUUAUUUUUAUUAGUUUGACCGAAAUAUUAUAAUAACAAUAUAACAAACCGUGCACCUCAACUAUAUUAUUUAAAAUCCCAUUAGUUUUUUUUCGUUUAGUAUUAUGAUUGAGUUUGAGGCGCGACUGCAUAGUGCAGGCAGUUUAUGUGGGUCUCGUUAAUGUGCAUACCCACCAAAACCCCAAGGCGCCACCAACAAUCGCCCUAGACAGGAUGCAUUUGCACCAGAGGCUUAUCUGCUUCCCGACUUUCCAUACGACGGGUUCGUCUCCAUCUUCACGCCCAUUGUAAAUUUGUGACGAUACAGGUACUUGAAACAGCAAAACAGCAUUUGAAUAGUAAUGAUACAAAUUCUAGCAUAAAACUUUCUCAUGUCGAUUAUAAAAUAGACGUAAUUCGACGUCAUCAAUAAUUUAUUAUCCAUACGAUGUUACACAACUGAUAUUAAUGGAAGGAUGACUAGUGAUUAACGACUUUCACUGGCUCUCAACUUUGCCUCGUUAAGCUUUUUGUAACAACUUUUGUAAUCGUCGAAAAUCUGUUAGGUUAAAACGCGUG
This is a messenger RNA of Pieris rapae (cabbage white), 1623 nucleotides long. Its product is annotated as granzyme M-like. Gene Ontology annotation, molecular function: serine-type endopeptidase activity. Bases 90 to 1079 code for a protein of 329 amino acids. Gene Ontology annotation, biological process: proteolysis. The record is from RefSeq and is a predicted model, not a curated record. NCBI's taxonomy places the organism in Eukaryota, Metazoa, Arthropoda, Insecta, Lepidoptera, Pieridae. The transcript is spliced from 6 exons.